UGGGAGCAGGGACAGCCCUGGCUGUGUCACACCAUGGCGUUCACGGGCACCUGGCAGAUCCACACUCAGGAGAACCUCGAGCCCUUCCUCAAGGCUCUGGGGUUGCCAGAGGACACUAUCAAAUUGGCCAAAGAUAUUAAGCCUGUUAUUGAAAUACAACAAAAAGGCAAUGACUUUGUUGUGACAUCCAAAACACCCAACAAAUCUGUGACCAACUCGUUCACACUUGGCAAAGAGGCUGACAUCACCACCAUGGAUGGCAGGAAGAUGAAGUGCACUGUGAACAUGGUCAAUGGGAAGCUGGUGUGCAAAUCAGAUAAAUUCUCUCACGAGCAGGAAGUGAAAGGAAAUGAAAUGGUGGAGACUAUAACAUAUGGUGGAGUAACACUUGUCAGAAGAGGCAAGAAAAUGUGAAGCCAGAUCCCCUCCUU
Messenger RNA from Catharus ustulatus (Swainson's thrush), 431 nucleotides. RefSeq names its product fatty acid-binding protein, liver-like. The coding region runs from base 34 to 414 and encodes 126 amino acids. The record is from RefSeq and is a predicted model, not a curated record. The transcript is spliced from 4 exons. Gene Ontology annotation, cellular component: cytosol; nucleus. Gene Ontology annotation, biological process: fatty acid transport. Lineage: Eukaryota; Metazoa; Chordata; Aves; Passeriformes; Turdidae. Gene Ontology annotation, molecular function: fatty acid binding.